AUGGCGCCCUCCUCCGACGCAGACACACGAGUGCUCAACGAUUUGAUCACCUCAACCCUUGCACUACUGAGUCAGUUCACAGCAUCGCUUGCGGAAUCCGAUGCCACAACCAGGACGACAGAGGCCAUAUCCAACCCACCAAACCCAUUGACAGUUCUGAGCGACUCAGCAAAGCUGGUCAAAGCACACACGACCAAACUCAGCCUUCUGGCUAUCAAUAAGCCCUUCACUCCCACCGCCAUCACCAAGGUCCUCCAGGAACUCACAGCAACAUGUCUUCCAGCCAUGAUGAGCGCAGCGCAGAUCUGCGAGCAGGAGAAGGCGAUCUGGGGUAGCAUGAUGAGCAAAGAAGUGCAGCUGAGGGUCAGGCGAGUGUUCAGAGAGAUGGAGAUGCUACUCGGCGAGGUCCAGACGAUCGCACGCGGGAGUCAGAACGGCGGCAGGAGGGACAGUCUGAGCGCAACUGGCGUGGUGUGGGAGAGUUGCGAUGCGCUGGUUGAGCUGCACACUCUGGGCAUUGGCGGACUGGCGUUGCAAAAGGCGCAGCAGUAUCAGGAAACGAUCAAAGAUGCGCUGAACGAGCUACGUGAAUGGAAAGAAGGAGAAGAUCUGGACUCUGAAGGCCAGGUUGACCCUCUAGCGGACAGCGAUGACGAAGGUGUCUCUGGCGAUCGAGACUCGAUUGAGGAUAUGUUCAAUGCUGCAAAUAGCAUGCCAAAGGAUAGACCGGAGCUGCAGGCAUUGGUGGAUGAGGCAGAAGCGAAGUUGAAGAAGGUUGUGAUAUUGUAUCAGGCUUUUGCGAAGAGGCGGAUCAAGACGUUUAAGGGUGGACAGGAUGUUGGAGCACAAGCAGUCGUGAGGCUGGAUGAGCUGAUACUGCAUCUGAGGAGAAUGCCGCAUCAAGUCGACGAGCUGAUUGGCAACUUCUACGAGUUGCAGAUGGAUGAGGCGAAGCAAUCGCUUGACGAAGUCAUCGCGGAGGCGAGGAGUGCGAGUGAGGGCAUGUCGGCAGGCUGGAACGGACAAGAGGACGAAUUCACGCCUUGGCUGAGAAAGUGGAACGAAGCAAAUGUAACAUCACCUUACAACGCAGCCAUCACCACCCCCGCAAACCCCAACAUCGCCAUCCCCGUCACCGCCGGCGCACCAUUCCCCGACGUCGCUGAAGACGCAGCAGCAGCCGACGCGCUCGCACUCGAUGCCGCAGUAUUCGCAGUUGUUCCACCGGUAGUCCCAGCUGCUCCGCCCGUCGUCUUCGCGUUCGUCGAAGCCGUCACUGGGUUCGCCUUUCCCGUUGCCGCGGCGCAUGCAUUCGUCCCUGACAAGGUCGCCGUGAACGUCUCGCUGCUCGAGGAGAGGGCGGCGACGCAGACGUCGUUGGAGUAUUCUUGGACCUCUGUUGCACAUAUUAGCUCGGCAGUUCAACACUUGGGGGGUUUAUGGAGGGAUCGUACGCAUCAUCUCAGACAAAGUGCAUCCACCAUCCGUCCCCGCGUUCUCGCAGAUGCAGGGGAUGGCGCUUUCGCGGAUGGCUUUGAGGCCGCUGGUGCAUUGGCAGUAGUAGUCGGAGAUGCCGCAGUUAGUCUCGCUGGCGGCCUGUGGUGUUGGGGUUAG
This is a messenger RNA of Saxophila tyrrhenica, 1614 nucleotides long. RefSeq lists its product as uncharacterized. Bases 1 to 1614 code for a protein of 537 amino acids. Lineage: Eukaryota; Fungi; Ascomycota; Dothideomycetes; Mycosphaerellales; Extremaceae. Gene Ontology annotation, biological process: regulation of cell cycle. Gene Ontology annotation, cellular component: nucleus. The transcript has 2 exons. The record is from RefSeq and is a predicted model, not a curated record.